This is a messenger RNA of Ambispora leptoticha, 267 nucleotides long. NCBI's taxonomy places the organism in Eukaryota, Fungi, Glomeromycota, Glomeromycetes, Archaeosporales, Ambisporaceae. The record is from the annotation of a GenBank genome assembly.
UCAACGUUAAAAUUAACGUUAACCUCAACGUUAACCUCAAUGUUGAAAUCAACGUUAACCUCAACGUUGACCUCAACGUUGACCUCAACGUUAACCUCAACGUUGACCUCAACGUUGACCUCAACGUUAACCUCAACGUUAACCUCAACGUUGACCUCAACGUUGAGAUCAAAGAAGCACCGAAAAAGAGACGAAAGCAACAAAAAAGUGAUGAAAAAGGCACUGAAAAAACAGCAAAGGAAGUAUCGAAAAAAAAUGACGAAAGAA